AUGUCUCUUUCUAAAAAAUUGUGUAUUACAGAUAUUAAUUUAGAGAACAGAAGAGUUUUUAUUCGAGUUGAUUUUAAUGUUCCUUUAGACUCAAAUAGAAAGAUUACCAAUAAUCAAAGAAUUGUAGGGGCUCUUCCAACAAUUGAAUAUGCGUUGAAGAAAGGAGCAAAAGCAAUUAUUCUUGCAUCACACUUGGGUCGGCCUAAUGGUCAAAAAAAUGACAAGUUUUCAUUAAAACCAGUAUCAGAAGAACUUAAAACACUGCUUAACAAAAACAUUCUUUUUUUAAAUGACUGUGUCGGUGCUGAAGUUGAAAAAGCUUGUAAAGAAGCAACAAAUGGCCAGAUUAUUUUGCUUGAAAAUCUUCGAUUUCAUAUUGAAGAAGAAGGGAGUGCUAAAGAUGCAGAAGGAAAUAAAAUUAAAGCUGAUUCAAACGCUGUUCAAGCUUUUCGUAAAUCUUUAACAUCUUUGGCUGAUGUAUAUAUAAACGAUGCAUUUGGUACAGCUCAUAGAGCACAUAGUUCUAUAGUUGGUGUUAAUUUACCACAAAAAGCUUCUGGAUUUCUUAUGGAAAAAGAGCUUAACUAUUUCUCCAAAGCUCUUGAAAAUCCAGAAAGGCCAUUUUUAGCUAUCUUAGGAGGCGCAAAAGUUUCAGAUAAAAUUCAACUUAUUGAUAAUCUUCUUGAUAAAAUUGAUUCUUUAAUUAUAUGUGGUGGAAUGGCUUAUACAUUUAAAAAAGUUUUACAAAAUAUGGAGAUUGGAACAUCAUUAUUUGACCAGGCAGGCUCUGAAAAUGUCAAAGCGUUAAUGGAAAAGGCACAUAAUAAAAACGUAGAAGUUGUUUUUCCAGUAGACUUUAUUACGGCCGAUCGAUUUGAUAAAGAUGCCAAGACAGGAUAUACUACCGAUGAAGAAGGUAUUAAUAGCAACUUGAUGGGCUUAGAUUGUGGAUAUAAAUCAAUCGAACUAUUCGCAAGCGUAAUUAAAAGUGCUAAAACUAUUUUAUGGAAUGGUCCUGCAGGAGUUUUUGAAUUCGAUGCAUUUGCAAAUGGUACUAUAGGGCUGCUUGAUACUGUAGUUGCUUCGUCAAAUGCGGGAAAUACAGUUAUUAUAGGUGGUGGUGACACAGCGACUGUUGCUGUUAAAUAUGGAAAAGUAGACUGCUUAUCCCACGUUAGUACAGGCGGUGGUGCAAGUUUAGAGCUUUUGGAAGGAAAAGAGCUUCCUGGUAUCACGAUUCUUACUGAAAAAUAG
Molecule: messenger RNA, 1254 nt
Organism: Pneumocystis jirovecii RU7
Lineage: Eukaryota; Fungi; Ascomycota; Pneumocystomycetes; Pneumocystales; Pneumocystaceae
Product: phosphoglycerate kinase
Exons: 10
Coding region: 1-1254 (417 amino acids)
Biological process (GO): gluconeogenesis; glycolytic process
Cellular component (GO): cytosol
Molecular function (GO): phosphoglycerate kinase activity; ADP binding; ATP binding
Source: RefSeq, a predicted model, not a curated record